AUGGCCAGUGUCUCUGCUGGUGACUCCCAGUGCUUGGUGUCACAGGGGCGUGCCCUUGCGGUGGAGGCGUGGUCGCGCAGCCGUAGACACCGCCCGUGGCCCCGCCUCUGCGCGCGCGAGCCUGGGCAGGAGGGCGGAGCCCGAAGCAGGGAGUGCAGCUGCGGGUGUGUGGAGACCCUAGGAGCGGCGGAGCCGGCGCUCGGAGCCGCGCGGCCAGAGCUGACGGCCGAGACAAAGGCGACGAAAAGGCGACGGCGGAUUGACCGAAGUAUGAUUGGAGAGCCAACCAACUUUGUGCACACAGCUCACGUAGGAUCUGGAGACCUGUUUAGUGGGAUGAACUCAGUCAGCUCCAUUCAGAACCAAAUGCAGUCCAAAGGAGGCUAUGGAGGUGGCAUGGCUGCCAGCGUGCAGAUGCAGCUUGUGGACACGAAAGCAGGAUAGCCCUGGUCCCAUCACAUGUCAGAAUUUCUGCAUUUUCUCUGUCCACAGUUCUAUAAUAUUUUUGUCUUGUGAUUGGAUUUUUAUUUUAAUUAUAAAAAGAAGUGUGGCGGCAACCUGUUCACCCCUGUGAUCUCCAGCAAGACGUUCCUGCUCCAGGAAGGCGGCGCCAGUCCGACCUGCCUUGUCGUCAUCGGCAUGCAUGCCUGGCACUCUGACAGAGUUCUUUGGAAGUAGCUGAAUUUUCAAUGUCUAACCCACAUCAAUCGGAUCUUAGCAUGGUUUUUGUGACUGCUAGCACUGUAUUGUUUUUGUAAUUUUCCCAUUUUAACCCUUUCAUUGCGCCUCUGGUCCUUCUGCCUUAUGAUUUUACAGGUGAGCAGAGGUCUGUAGUUACUGCCACCAAUUAUGUCUAUUUUGAAGGUGUGAGACCCAUAAGCACAAUAGUCCUUUUCAUCUGUUGGAAACUUGAGUGUAUGUCUGCACGCUCCAUGGUGCUGCCCAGAGGCUCCCACGGGAGGCCAGACACUGGCCUUGAGGAUGCUGCUCUCCUGGAGGACGCUCUUUGCAGAUAAUCAAAGUUAGGGCCUGGCUUGAUCAGAGCAGUGACAGAAAGCCUGUGUUCCAGAGGCAGUCGAGUGGCUGUAAAUGUUCAAUGUAUUUAUUUUUCGAGUAAGGACCUGUGAUUGUGAACAGAUGGUUGGUUAUGUAUCUGAGUGUUGUGGUGAAGCCCAUCCAGUUUCUCAGUGUGGUCGUCCUGUUAGCUCUUCACUCUUCGUGUACUGUCUCUGUUUUGUUUUAAAUUUUGGCCUCUGUAUCAGCUUUGGCUUGCAGAGCCCUUGGCCUUCCAGUGUUCCACUUACUAUGGAGGCCAUGGCAGCUUCCAACAGCAACCUGCUGCCUGGCUGACUCACUGACGGAGCAGCCCUCAAUGACUCUCUGUGGUCAGCAAGAGGCCUUUGCUCAGGUCCCGUUCUGUUCCUCUGAGUGCAGGUGGCUGGGCCCUGUAGUCCACAUGCUGCUGCAGCUUAGCAUUCAUCUGGAAGGUGAGCUUAACUGAAGUUAGAGUACUGAAGGCAGUUAGGUCCUCGUCCAGAGAAACUGUGAUCAUUUUUCUACCUUCUGCCUUCUUCAUCUGUCCCUGUCCAGCACUGCUGCUGUCCUGAGAAUACCGACUGAAGAGUCAGUGGGCCAGUGCAGGCCAAGCUGAAAGAUUUCCUUGUAUUUCCUCUGGUCUUAGUUUACCAGUAGGGUGGAACACUGGAUGGCCUGGUCCUUUGAUUUUGCAAUUCUUACCGUUCAUAGGUGUCAAUCCUGAGCACAAAGAAAAUCUGUGGAGAAACAUUUAAUUCACUGUCUUUAAUUCACCAUGUGGACACUGCACUCUUGAGUUUGUCAUUCUGCUUAGCCAGGAUGAGGUUCCUGCUUGGGCCCAGCUGUGUGCAAACUCUUUCUGUAUGACAGACAGGGAUUUCUUGGCAUCUUCAGCACUGAUGGAUGGGACAGCACAGGGAGCCAUUGUCCCCUCCCCCUUCACUCUGCUGCUCCAAGGCCAGUCAUUAAUAAACCAAAGGCUCCCGGAGCCUGUGAUGGCCCUACAGCUGCCUCAGUCAGACCUCUUCUCAGCACAGUGAGACACUGUACACAGAAGGUUCCAGUAACGUUAAGAAAAUGUACACAGUAACUAACCUUGUACAUGAUGGUUUUUUUUUUUUGGAGGCUUAAGGAUGCUGGCAAGGAUGCAGGGAGGCAAACUUCCCACCUCCCUACGGGGGAUUGUAAAUCUUGGGAACUUGUUUGUUUCCUCAUAGUAACACAUCUCAUUUUUAAAUUGGAGCUAAUAGGAUUUUGUACCCAGAAUUUAUUAUAUUGUUAAUACUUUUCUGAAAUACACGGUAACAACUAGUAAGCCAGAGACACAGCAGGUUGUACAUGUGGAUUCUGGUAGCAACAACAUGCUGGGCACAACUUCUCCAGUGGGCCUGGGAGGUUUGUCCAUUAGCUUCCCUAUGGUUAAAUAGAGCUGUUGGUGUAGAGCGGUUUGCCUUGAUCUGUUCAGUCACUUCUGCUCGGCACCGCAAGAGAAGAUGGACGUAUUUUUAUAAUAUAAGCAUACUUUUUUUGUACAUUGUGUUCAUUCUUGAAUAAAGUGAGCUCACUGUUGGCUUGUAGAUAUUAAAAAGAAAGUAUUGAUUUUGAUUCAAUAAAUGUUUUCUUUUAGUCCUG
Molecule: messenger RNA, 2667 nt
Organism: Phodopus roborovskii (desert hamster)
Lineage: Eukaryota; Metazoa; Chordata; Mammalia; Rodentia; Cricetidae
Gene: Cdc42se2
Product: CDC42 small effector 2
Exons: 5
Coding region: 1-444 (147 amino acids)
Biological process (GO): regulation of Rho protein signal transduction
Cellular component (GO): plasma membrane
Molecular function (GO): small GTPase binding
Source: RefSeq, a predicted model, not a curated record